Molecule: messenger RNA, 609 nt
Organism: Chaetomium globosum CBS 148.51
Lineage: Eukaryota; Fungi; Ascomycota; Sordariomycetes; Sordariales; Chaetomiaceae
Exons: 2
Coding region: 1-609 (202 amino acids)
Source: RefSeq, a predicted model, not a curated record
AUGAAGUACACCACCGUCCUCGUCUCCCUCCUUGCCGUCGCAACCGCGGCCAAACUGCCGAACGCCAGCCCGGACGUUUCCGACGUUGUUGCGCGUCACGACGGACAUAACGAGAAGAACACCACUACCCCCGGCGAUGGUUACGACCAAGACCUAGAGAAGAGGCGCGGGGGCGGUGCCGGUGCUGCCGGUGCUGGCGGUGCUGGCGGUAGCCACAGCAGCGGCGCUGGCGGUUCUCGCGGCGGCAGCAGCGGCAGCCAGUCCAGCAGCGGCUGCCCAGGCCCCACCUGCGACCGUCGUCCGCACUCCGGUGCCAGCGCACUCAUGAGUCUUGACGUUGGCCUGCUUGUUGCCGGGCUCACUGGCGCUGGCGUCGAAGGGCAUAAGAACCGUUACCAGGUACCUAUAUUUACUCAUGCCAUGGGUAAUGGGGCUAGCCAAAGCGCGAGAAGUGUACACAAAGUGCAUCCGGUCGGCGCUGGCCUAUGGCCAGCGUCGUUUCACAUUCCCACGGAUGUGGGAGGCGAGCCGGUAAAGAAAGGCAUCGCUAAGGCCCUCGGGAAGGCCCAGAACAAGAGCUUGCGGAUGAAUCUCUCCGCCUCCAUGUAG